AUGGAUAGCCCACCCAAACUAGCUGGAGAAAAACUCUGAUUGUCCACCACAUCCCACUGGUGCACUGCCAGGUGCCUGAUCGCCAGUGCUGUCCGACUUCCAUAAGGGCCCAUUCUUACAGCAAGAAUGACCUGGGGAUUACCCGAACCACCUCCCUUCCAGAAAGGGACCUUUCUCAGGCUGACUCUCUGGUGUACAGUAGUUUAAUCCAAGUUUCUGAUUCAACAGUCAAAGAAAAGGGAAGCAAGAAGGACGAGGAAUGGCAGGGGACCAUAACUCGUAAGCGCCACAACCCGUUCCUCUUGAACGAUGAUGAUGAACAAAGCACAUCAAGCAGCAACGAUGUGGAAAAGUCAUUCCAUCUCCACAACAACUUAGGUGGACUGAAAUCAGGAUUUCAUUUCCAAGAUUUGUCCUUGCCACCUUUUCACCUUCAUGAUAACCCACCUGUGGUGAAGCCUUGGAUUUUGUCAGGAAGGUCAGAACUUGUGGAUGGACAAGAAGAGAAGACAUCACCUGAUUACUUACAAAAAGGGAAUAAUGGCAACCAAGGUCUAUCAGGGAUAAUCAUGGAAGACCAGGCUUGGCCUAAUCAUGGUGAGCCUACCUUUACUCUAGAUUGGAAUCAAAGCUCUGAUUUGGGGAGCCAAGAUUUUCAGAGAGAGUGCACGUGUACCGGUUCAGAGCCUCUUAGACACUGCCGAUGCUACAGCGCCUCAAGCCAAUCUGAAAUGGACCAGCAGGUGAGCUAUGUCAGUGACUCCUCCUGCAACAGUUCAGAUGGCAUCCUGGUUAACUUCAGCACUUUAUAUAACAAGAUGAAUGGGCAACCUAGGUCCAACAUGAAUUCUGGUAGUCUCUCUUGUGACUCCUCAUUUUGUAGCCAUCCGGACACAGGUGCUUUUUAUCUUGACCUGCAGAGCUCACCCACAGAAUCCAAAAUGUCCUGUGACUCGCAUGUUCAAGAAGCUUCUGGAAAGCCAUGCGGGUGUACCAACCAUUCGUCUUCACCCAUUUUAGAUGCCAACUGUAACUCUUACCAUCUGAAUUGUGAUUCAGCUCAGUGUAAUGGAGAGAGCUCAGAUCUAACCUCCUGUUUUCAAAGCCAGGCCAGACUUGUGGUGGCCACACAGAAUUAUUAUAAGUUGGUGACUUGUGACCUAUCAUCUCAGUCUUCUCCUAGCCCUCCUGGUUCUUCUAUUACCAGUUGUUCAGAUGAUCACACCAAAGGGAGCCCAGUUCAGGCAACCGAAUAUUUCCUCUUUCAACAGCCAGAUAGUAGUUCAGACUCAAAUGACUCAAAACCUGUUAUAGAAAGAUCAAAGUCCGACAUCAUUGAGGGCCAAGUUUAUGUUAAUGUGUCCCCACCAAACUUCAAUACGGGCAGGCAAAGAUCCAGAAGUUAUGAUCGCAGCUUGGACAAGAGCCCUUCAAACCAACUGGGAUCACUAGAACGUAUGAUGAGUUGUCCUGUAAAGCUAAGUGAGGGUCAGGCUCUGCUCAACCAAGGGUCAUCUCCGAAGAGAGUGACAUCCUUUUUGGAAUUAGCUAAAACCAGGAAGAAAAAUGGCACCAGUCCUCCUUUAAGGUCCAGUGGAGACUCUUCCCUGGAGUUCUCACCAAUCCCAGAAUACAAUCGAGAUGGUACCAGAGGUUCCGAACGCGGAGAGUUUCGUAGCCACAGCCUUCCACCUAUGUCCUUCUUGCACUGUAUGAGUCGCACUUGUGAGGGCUGUACCAGUGACAGUCUGGAAACUAAAUCCACAAGUUCUAAUCCAACAGCUAACACUAAUCAAACUAGUGCCAACAUUGACAGAGAUAAUGAUCACAUCUUGACAUGCAGUGGACUGGAUUCAGGAGGUGCUGGGAUCAACUUCCUUCAAAGAGAUAUACGAGCAAAAGGAGAUGGAAUGGGGGCAGAGGCCAAACCAGUGUUCCGCUACAGCAAGGAUCAACGCCCCACCACUCUACCCAUCCAACCAUUCGUGUUCCAACAUCAUUUCAGCAAGCCAAAAACUCGCCCACUGCACAGCCACUUCACUUCCAGCCUUUCCCAGCUCUACGGAUUGUCCAGCAGCCGGUCGUCCAGCCAGCACAAUGUGUCAGAGACCCAAUCUUCAGCCCCGGUCACCCUGUCCGGGCAAAUGGAUGCAACCUGCAGCCAUCCUAAGAUGAUCAGCGUGGCUGGGAAACUGUCUUUGGAUGAGCUGGUGAACACCAAAGAUGAGCAAAAUGGAACCCAGGCCCCGGAUACAACUCGGCCCUCACCACUGGGAAGCUACUCUCCCAUUAGGAGUAAUACCACGUUCUUUCAGAGUAUGGACUCCAGCUCGUCCAGCUCUCCAUCUCCAGAGAAGACCAAGGAGAAUCAACCUCCCAGAAGCCGCUCCUGCCCGAUGUCGGCCAAUCUCUUGCCUUUUAGGUCAACACAAGCCAGGGGCACCACACUUCCGGGAGCAGCCAAACCCACCCGAAAGUAUGAGGUCUCCCCUAAAAUAGAGGUUCAGAGGUCAAUAGCGAACGAGAACCUUUGAAGGAACCUAGCACACAAAUAUCCAAGCAUGGUCUUCCUCCUAUCACCUCACUGCCUCUGCUGAACACCGUCCUUCACGAGCUCACCCAUGACAAUCCUACAACUGAGGAAAACAAAGUGAAAACUUUCCCAGAGAAGAUCAUGAUGUCAAGACCAGUUAAUGCCAAUCACCUGUCCCCACAAGCCCUGAAGUGGAGGGAGUACAGGCGUCGAAACCCGCUGGGCCUUGACCGAGUUCAUGGGCUGGCCGGACUGGCCGGCAGCCUGGACAGGAGGCAGGAGACCAAGAUCACCAAGAGGAACCACUUCUUCGACUUUCCCGGCAGCAUCAAUGGCAACCAUUUACAUUCGCGGUUUCAUGGAAAGCCGUCCUCUCUCAGCUCCAGCGACUUUUUCCCCGAUUAUUUUUCCGUCACGGAGCGCCCCCCGGCUGAGUUUUGUCUGUCUCCCGAUGGCAGCGCCGAAUCUGUCUCCAUCGAUCUCCUACAGAAGAGAGGGCUGGUGAAGGCCGUCAAUAUUGCAGUCGAUCUGAUUGUGGCUCAUUUUGGCACAAGCCGAGACCCCGGAGUGAAGGCCAAGCUGGGGAACAGCUCUGUCAGCCCCAACAUCGGACACCUGAUUCUGAAAUAUCUGUGUCCAGCGAUCCGGGACAUCCUAAGUGACGGCCUCAAGCCCUGGGUCCUGGAUGUCAUCAUCGGCCAGAGGAGGAACGUACCCUGGACAGUGGUGGAGGCCUCCACACAGCUGGGUCCUUCCACCAAACUGCUGCACACCUUGUGUGCCAAAAGGUUAACCAGUUUUCUGAGCUGUCCAAUCACAGCCUGCGGUUCAAUGCCUUCAUCUUCGGCCUUCUUAACAUGUCGGUACGGUUGAGUUUUGGUUGUUUAACCACCUGCAUAACCAUGAAUACAUUAUCUGGGCCCAUUAUGACCCGGUUGGCUUCUUGUCGGUGUCUCAUGGUGUUUGCCAGCCUCUGUUUGAAGAGCUCCUGCUCCUCCUGCAGCCUCUUUCUCUUUUACCCUUUGACCUGGACCUUCUAUUUGAACACCACCUUGUCCUGAUGAGCAGAGAGCAGCAGCAGAAGAAGGAAAUGCUCCGUGUGAAGCAGGACCUGCUCCAGUCUGUGCACUCCACCCUUCAGCUGAUGAGAAGCCGAGAUGAGGAAGAGCAGGGGAGCCAGGAGAAGAAAAGCCUUGAGAAGACAUCCUUAGAGUCCUCUGAUACUGAGAGGCCCACAGGAGAAGGAGCUGCCUGUGUAGAAGUUGGUGAAGAGCAAAAGAAGGAGAACGCUGUGGAGAUAAAAAGAGACAAACAAGCUGGGUGGUGGUACCAACUGAUGCAGAGCUCUCAAGUCUACAUCGAGAACUCCUCCGACACUACCAGGUUCACACGCCAGGACAGGCGAAGACCGGGAAAUGGCGGAACUCCUAAAAAAGUACCACCACCCAGAGAGGGAGUUGUUGAAGGAGCUGAGGCCUGUCCUGCUGUGGAAGGAAUGGCAGAGGAGAAGCCACCAAAGAAAGACACAGUUGAGGACAGUCAUAAGGAAGAGAAAAAGUCCUGGAUGGGAAGCCCUCCUGAGUCAGUACUCAAUGAACUUAAACAAGGGAAGGAGAAGGAGAGCCGGAGCUCCCAAAAGGACUCUCAGCCCAGCGGACAAGAGGCAGCAAAAGAGAACAUUCAGGGCAGUCCGAUCAGGAAAUGGGGACACUUGUUUGGAUCCAGGAAACCCCUGAGUGAAGCCAGGAAACCCCUCAGUGAAGCCAGGAAACCCCUCAGUGAAGCCAAGCAGACAAACAGGUUGCCCUCGGGCUGGCUCAGCCUGGAUAAGUCGAUGUUCCAGAUGGUGGCACAGACCGUGAGCGCAGGGCUCUGGGGAGAAGCAGCCCCGGAGAAGGAGGCCAUGGCAGGAUCAGACGCUGGAGCUCUGUCCCUCUCUCCAUCUUCCCAGAAUAUUCGACAGGUGAAUUCCGUAUGCCAUCGCACAGAGCCGAAACAGCCAGACCUCAACUUUGUCUAUGACGCACACUCUGACCGCCUGCAGUGUGGCCUCGGAAACCGGCACGGUUUGAUGCCUCUAAAGUUUGUUACUCAGCCCGACAGAGUGGACUCCUAA
Staurois parvus is the source of this 4649-nucleotide messenger RNA. NCBI's taxonomy places the organism in Eukaryota, Metazoa, Chordata, Amphibia, Anura, Ranidae. The record is from the annotation of a GenBank genome assembly.